Molecule: messenger RNA, 2953 nt
Organism: Phytophthora sojae
Lineage: Eukaryota; Oomycota; Peronosporomycetes; Peronosporales; Peronosporaceae
Exons: 1
Coding region: 50-2953 (967 amino acids)
Biological process (GO): transmembrane transport
Source: RefSeq, a predicted model, not a curated record
CACACCCACACAUUAGCCCCCUGUAACAGACUCAGCAGGCAGUGACAGCAUGAACGCGCGGCUCUUGGCGCUGCUGGGCGCGGCGGCGCUGGCGCACUCGGCGUCGGCCACCACCACGUGCCCCGUGUACGUGCAGUCGCAGACGACGUCGACGCUCACGACGCCCAUCACCAAGAUCGUGUCGUCCACCUCGAGCGCCAGCGGCAGCAGCAGCGAUGGCGGCACCUCCACCUCGUCGACCUCCGGCUCGGGCAGCAACUUCUCGGACGCCGGCAGCCAGGACGGCACGCACAACGCCGACGUGGGCAGCAGCUCCAGCUCGUCCACGUCUACGGCCGCCGGCUCCAGCGGCGGCGGCACUUCCACGACCACCACGGGCAGCGACGACUCGACGGGCAGCGCCGGCGUCUCGACGACCACGACGCCGUCGUCCACCACCAAGACCCCGUCGUCCACCACGGCCACGCCGUCCACCACGACAGCGGCCAGUACCACCACCGGAAGUGCGUCCACUACGGGGACGACGGGCACGACGACGACCACGGCUCCGGCUACAGCCACGACCACUACGUCGUCUGGAUCGUCGGGUACUGCGGCGGGAACCACGGCGUCGUUGACUCUGGGCGUUCGUAAGCUGCAGGCGACGGCAACCGGAACUACCACGACGACGACCACCACAGGCUCGACUACAGGAACGACUGGCACAACCGGCACCACGGGGACAACCGGUACGACAACUACAGGAACGACUGGAACGACCGGAACGACGACGUCUACGACUGGCACGACGACGACGACCGGAUCCUCGACGGGCACGACAUCCACCACGACGGCAGGCUCCAGCUCGUCGACGGCUUCCGUCGGCUCGAGCUCGUCCAGCUCGGACGUGCUCACGUGCGACAGCACCUUCUACUCGACGUGGGACACGCUCGGACUCAGGUGCGGCGGCUCCAGCAUCGACGUGAGCUCGGCCGUGUCGGCGUCCAGCUGCGUCAUCUACAGCGGGUCCGCUGGCUCGACCUCGGGCUCCACGUGCGUGUCCAUCUGCUCCUUCCCGGCGUGCACGAACGACAAGUGGGUCUACGGCGCAGACAACGGCAUCUCGUCGUCGGUCUACGACGGCCUGAGCAUCGAGUCGUUCCUCUCGAGCGAGGUGAUCGCGGCCCUGGAGGAGCGCUCCUCGACCGUGUCGACUUUCCUGUCCAACUCGACCAUGUCGGACUCGGAGCAGUGCACGUACUCGUCGGAGUCCUCGUUCUCCUCCUGCACGUGCUCGGCCAUGCUGGUGGACAGCUCGGCCUCGGGAAGUGUGGCCGACGCUGCCAAGAAGCAGCAGCGCGAACAGGAUGAGGCGGACGGUGUCAUUACCAAGGACAACACUACCACUACAGGCACUGUGGUAGCGGCUACGUCGAAGAGCGUUGCCGGCGUGACGGUCGCUGUGACGGGCAUUGCCGCAAUCGCCAGUACUGCUGUGGGUGGAGUCAGCUCUGCGGGUGCUUCUCUUGCGGCCGCCGGCUCUACGAUGGCGAUCACGACCAUUGAAAUCUGCCAGUUUGGAGUGUUCGUCAACCAGCUGCAGCUGGAUGGCAAGUCGUCAGCUCUGUCGCAGUUCGGCAAGUCCAUGGCCCCUGCGGCCUUCACGUUCCUGCCGUUCGGCAAGCUCAACGAGUCCGAGUCCGACAGCAGCAGCUCGGGUAGCGGUAGCAGUAGCACCUCCGGUCGUCGACUUUCGAGCGCCAGCGGCGCUAGUGGCAGCGGCAGCUCCAGCAGCUCGAGCCAGCUCACGGGUAUUGCCAAGUACUCUCGCCAGCUGAACGUCCAGGAAGACAUGCUGUUCAUCGUGACUUUGGCUGGUGUUUUCUGCGUGAUGGCGUGCGUGGUGGGUCUGUUCGGACUUGGCUACCUGCUUUCUGGUCUGUUCAUGCCUCGUGAGGAGUACCUGACCAAGUUCUUCGACAAGAUGAUCGGUCUGGAGGUUCUCGUGGCGAUCCUGUCCCAGUACACUAUCGGUGUGACGGCCACGUUCCAGAUCUACUACUCGAUCAAGUAUGAGAGCAUCACGGACCCCAAGUGUCUGCUCGCUAUCGCCGCCAUUAUUUUCCUGGCUGCGGGUAUUCUCGUGUACGGUUACAUCGUAAUCAAGAAGCACGAGGCCGAGAUCGCUGAUGUGGGCACGGUGCAGCACCUGAAGAAGACGGUGAACAUGCGUUACGGCCCGUUGUAUGAGGAGUACAAGUUCAAGAACCGCUACUUCUUCGCUGCCAAGAUGAUGCUUGCCCUGACGACGGGUGUGAUCACUGGCUGCGCGGGCAUGUCUGGCACGACGCAGGUCUCUCUCAUUCUUGCGCUGAACGUGCUGUUCUUCUUCUACCUGGAGAUCCAGUCGCCGCACCACUCGAAGUUCGUGCAGACCACCACGAGCUUCGUGUCCAUUAUGAAGAUCGCCGUCCUCGUGCUGACGUUUUUCCUCGUCAGCGCUGCCGCCAGCGACGGUUUCCCGACCAGUCUGCAGAACGGCAUCUCGGUGGCCAUUGUGGGUCUCAACCUGUUCGUGCUGGCCCUGCUGAUGAUCCGUUCGCUGUACACGUUCUGGCAGAAGUUUAAGCUGCAGCGUGAUGCGGCUUACGACCAGGAGGAGCAAACUGCGCAGGACUACUUCAAGGACGAGACGCCUGCUGGAGGCAAGGACCGCGCCCCGAGCAACGCCCAGCACCCUUCGGGCCAGCCGGUUCUCCAGCAGCAGACCUCGAACGUGAACAACAACCCGUACGUCCAGGGCAACGCAGCGGUGGACAGCGCGGACGAGAUCCGUCUGCGUUCUGCCACACACGAGAACGACAGCCGCCAGCAGCAGACGUAUGAUGCCAGCCGCCGCUCGGCUGCCAACCACUACAUCCAGGAGGAUCGCAACACGUACGGCCAGCGCCGCAACGACGUUGUGGAGCUGUAG